AUGGGCUUACUCCCAAUCGUGCGAUUACUGAAGUCGACCUACCUCACCCCACCCGUACCACUAACAUCAGAACUUGGUCGCGAGUUCCUUAUCUUGUCGUUGCACUCUCCGGGCGCUGUUGGCGAGCUAAUGUGGACGGACCGUUUGUGCGUGGUGCCUGGCCAAGCUACACUGGCAUAUUCUUGCCGUGUCCCUUUAUUCUGCUAG
This is a messenger RNA of Penicillium concentricum, 207 nucleotides long. RefSeq lists its product as uncharacterized. The transcript is spliced from 2 exons. The record is from RefSeq and is a predicted model, not a curated record. NCBI's taxonomy places the organism in Eukaryota, Fungi, Ascomycota, Eurotiomycetes, Eurotiales, Aspergillaceae. The coding region runs from base 1 to 207 and encodes 68 amino acids.